Molecule: messenger RNA, 1064 nt
Organism: Neoarius graeffei (lesser salmon catfish)
Lineage: Eukaryota; Metazoa; Chordata; Actinopteri; Siluriformes; Ariidae
Product: cardiac phospholamban-like
Exons: 2
Coding region: 180-338 (52 amino acids)
Biological process (GO): negative regulation of calcium ion import into sarcoplasmic reticulum; negative regulation of ATPase-coupled calcium transmembrane transporter activity; negative regulation of heart rate
Cellular component (GO): membrane; sarcoplasmic reticulum
Molecular function (GO): ATPase inhibitor activity
Source: RefSeq, a predicted model, not a curated record
UGAACAGUUCAGUUCUGCUCUCUAGCUCAAGCUUGGAAGUGCUCAUCACUUCUAUUCAGCUUUAGCACCUUUCUCCACUUCUAACGACAGGAGUAAGCGCUAGCAGCUGACAGUAUUGCAGCUAAGUCCCCUGGGUGGUCACUUUUCCUCCUGUCUAUCUUUCCUGAUCCUUCGCCACAAUGGAGAGAGUUCAGCACAUCACCCGCUCGGCCAUACGCAGGGCCUCCGUCAUUGAGGUGAACCCGCAGACCAAACGCAACCUGCAGGAGCUCUUCGUCAACUUCUCACUCAUCCUCAUCUGCCUGCUCCUCAUCUACAUCAUUGUCCUGCUGUUGUGAGAAUGGAGGACAUGCGUGGCCAAAAGAACCUGAAGCCUGGAUGGAGUGUGGGACAAGAACAGGACUUUACUCACGUUAUCGCUGGUUUUUAUUACACGGCGUGAUCAUAUUCAGAAUUUAGGAUUCUAGAUUUUUUUUUAGAUAUUUUAAUUUCUUACCAUAUGCACUACAGUCACCAAUAUUUACUGUACACCAGCCUACACAUGCAACUGAAUCAGAUGUCUAUAUGAUUAUACUUCAUAAAUACACAUUAUUAUCCAAGAAAAAAAACAGGAAAUGAAAUUUCAGAUAAAGGUAUUUAGCAUACAUGUUGUCUCAGGAGUAAGAGGGCCAUAUAAAUAAAAUUAAAGGUGCAGUCUAUGAUUUUUUUUUAAAGAAAGCUUUUCUAUAUGUAUUCCAGUUAUAUAAUAUUGAAGACUCCUGCAAUAUUCGAUAUUCACUAUAUUGCUAUGCAAUGAAUCUCAUCUCAUUACUUUAUUUGUUUCUGGCUUCUGUUGACAUUUUUCUGGCCCAGAAAUUCCCAUCAACCUCACCAAAGAGCUGCUUAAAAGGCAACCCAUGAGGCAUCUGUACAGUCAGACAGGGCGAGGAGAAAGAGAAGGCUGGUCAAUGUUUUAAUCAUGUUUGCAAUCAAUUCUCAGCCAGCAGAGGGCGCUAAAUGUUACAAAAAAUUAUAUUUACAAAAUCAAACAUUUUGUCUUCCCCCAAAAAGUGUCCUGUACUUUU